Molecule: messenger RNA, 5611 nt
Organism: Hylaeus anthracinus
Lineage: Eukaryota; Metazoa; Arthropoda; Insecta; Hymenoptera; Colletidae
Product: EGFR adapter protein-like
Exons: 11
Coding region: 752-2470 (572 amino acids)
Source: RefSeq, a predicted model, not a curated record
GGUAUCUAGACCGUUGAUGGUUCAGUAUCUUCGUGUCCGCCGCGACGUAUGAACGUUCUGUGAACAAUUACGGUCUGUCGUUAUGUUUAGAUUUUAUUUUCGUGCAAUGUAAUAUUAAAAUUCACGUGCACAAUUAUUAAACUAAAAUAAAUAAUUCGUAUUCGAUUAAAUAUAUCUGCACUAGCUUUCAUCUUUGAAUCUAAUAAAAAAAAUAAUUGAAAGGCACAUGUGUUAGAAUACUUUUUGCAAAUAUUAAACAAGAUAAGGACGCGUUUGAAAAGUUUAUAGUUCUUCCAAGGUUUCAGCUAACAGUGAUUUAUUUCGUACCUUUCAUACAAUUGAAAAAAUUCAAGAAUCGGUGACGUCGAGCGUGAUCGGUUUAUGCGCACUCCAGGGAUCUUUGGGGGUGGCACUCUUUCACACAAAGAAUCUGAAAAAUAAUUCAUAGGAUUUUCAUCCGCUUUAUUUAGAAAAAUCGAUAUUCCCGAUCGAACAGUCUCGAUUUCAAGUAAGUGCAGAUGCGGAGUUAAAGUUCCAUCAAAGUGCUACGUGAAACCAGGAUAUAUAGUGAAACGUGGGAGUAAUUCUGAACAUCGUUACAAAUAGUGUGGAAAGUUUGGACUUCGAUUAAGUGAUGCAGUGUUGUGCAACGAGUGGGCAAAAGACUUUGGAAAGUGUGUAACGUGAUCGACGUUUUUGUGAAAAAUAUCGGAAACAGUGACGAUCAGAUGGGAAGUGAUGUCUACCUAUUAUGGCAGAACCGUUCUCAAAGAGAUUCAUCACAGCUAAGUACAUGGGUUCGUUUCCCGUGGCGAUUCCCGACAUUGCCAGCCGUGCUGAGUACGUGCGCACCCAAUUGGAGACUCUCAGAUACAGCGAUCGGUCUACGCCUGUUCUUCUGAUAGUCUCGCUAGCGGGUAUCAAAGUAUGCAGUCCAGAUGGAAAAUGCGUGCAAAUGGCGCACGCGUUGAGGCGCAUCUCGUACGCAACCUGUGAACCUCAGCACGCUCAAUUCAGCUUCCUCGCUCGAGAGCCGAGAGCGCACUUCAGCAUACAAUAUUGCCAUUCUUUCAUCACCGAAUCUGCAGAACAGGCGGAGGAGUUGAACACCCUAGUCGGCAAUGCUUUUCGUAUGGCAUACGUGGCGCAACUUCAGCGCCAGCCGAUCCUUCACGAUGUGAUCUCACAGCAAUCAGCGCCACCCUAUCGCAAGGACAAACAGGAGACUCGGUCUUCGUGGAACCAAUCGCUAGCUGGCGACAAUUCGAUCGCCGGUGUGGGCGGUGGUUGCAGAAAUUCAUCCUCGAAUUCGUGGCUAAAAAGUCGAACGUCGCCCACGUCCAGAAGUGGAAGCGGUUCGUCUGUGGCGGACAUGAACGUACAGCUUGGCAGUGCCGGCUCGCCCACGCUGCGACUCGCCAGCGUGAAGACACCGAACUCGAUCCCAGGACUACGGCCGACGCACAAUUUCACGAACGUUCUCGGCCCUAUAACGAACGAGGACGAGCCAAAGAGUAUCUCUCAGCAAAGUACACCGAGCAGCGAUGAGAGCAACUCCCCGACGGAACUGAACUCGUACAAGAGGCUAACGGACAAGCCGCCUCUGAUAAAGCGGCUGGCGAUGGGUUUGACAGGUGGACGUGACGUUCUUGGACUAAACGGUGAGGAUGACAGCUGCCCCCUCGUCAGCGGUAGCAGUACGCCGACGAGCCCAUCGAAUAGGCCCCAUUCGGGGGGUUACAUAAACGAGGCGAUCAUCGACUCGGAGGGCACCAGACCUACCUACAACAAAAUACCCCCGUCCGAGAGUCUGGACAACACUAUCAAUGCCUCCAUUACCGCGAAAAACUUCAACAUCGAGAACAACAGGAUAGGACAUAACUCUCCAAGUUCGGGUACGGAAACAGAAUUCAAGUCGAAGAGAAGAUCCCAAAUUAGUACUUCGAGCAGUUCGGUACCUGCUGACGGAAGUACUCACGGAUCGACACCCACACCUCCACCCCUGCCUGAAAGAACGGAUAGCUUGAACAAUCGUAGCGAGGAGGCUGAAUUGCGUAAAGCUCCCUGGUUCCAGGCUGGAAUACCAAGGGAAAUAACGUUGGAAGUAUUGAGCCAGGAGCCGGAAGGAGCCUUCAUGGUGAGGGAAAGCACCAGUAAACCCGGAUGUUAUGCCCUCUCGCUUCGAGUACCGCGCGAAUUCCAACCGAGCGGAAUAGCCCAUUAUCUUAUAAUGCGUACGAACAAAGGCUACAAAAUCAAGGGUUUCACGAAGGAGUUCACGACGCUCACUGCCCUAAUUACUCAUCACUCGGUGAUGCCAGAGUUGUUGCCGUGCCCACUGUCUCUAAGCCGGUACAAUCCCAGCUUCGUGAAGAGUGAUUCCAACAAGGACUUUGCGGACAUCGAUUCGGAUCCUGAUUACAACACCCUGGCCGACUUCCGGAAGAUGAUGGCCGAUUUGAACGUCUAGAAUGAAUCUCUGGGGAACCGAAAUGACCCGGAAGGCGAUUUGGAACAAUCGAUUCGUUCAACGACGCUUUCAAACUUCGAACAACCGUGGCAAGCUCGUUCCAAGAGACCACGCGAGACUGAAUCACGCUUUGGAAAGAAAACGCGUUUACAGACACGAGGAAUACGCGAAAUCGAGAGGGAAAAACGCGCGUUCGCGUUGAAUUCCGCGUCGAUCGUGCUCGUUAAAAGGGGCAUUGUGAUCGAUAGCGUACGAGAACAAUGCGCUGUGUACUCGAAAACGAAACUGUAUGUUCUCGCGGUGAUAAGUAUUCGUAAGUCGUCGAUAUCGCUAAGGUACUAUUAACGAGUAAAUAAUAGCAAAUCAAAAGUCGAAGGACGUACAGCAGGGAAACUGACUCCUUAUUUUGUAGAUCGAUUCGCAGAGUUUUGCUAUUAAAUCGAGACCGUUUGAUAUCGACGUCGCUCGAUUGAAAUGCCAACGAAUAUAUCGCGGUUGCAACGGAUGUGUUCGUUGGCAUGAGUCCCUUAGGAGCGUCGCUCUGUUUGCGCGUUAACAUAUCCUGACACCAGCUCUGCGAAGGGGAGUCCUGGAGAAUAACUAGUUCGCAGCAUCCUUUCGUGUGAAGUGAAGAAUUACCGCAAGAAUGGGAUGAGUAUAUUUUUGAAUGUUACUGUGAAUGUAUUUUGAAUGGAUUUCGUAUUGAGUGGACUCUGUAAAACUGUAUCGGUGUCACGAUACGGUCGCGUUUAGUUUACGAAUCGAAGUUUAACCGACACCAUUGCGUUGACAACGAUCGUUAUAGGUCUGGACAAAUUGGUAGCACAUGUGUGUUAUAUGACAUUUCUCGAAAACAACGUACAGUUUUUUUAAUCGUGGCGCGAGGAAGAAGGAAACUUGGAUUAAAUCAGUUUGUGCCCACUGACUUUCACAAUAAAUAAGGUACACAGAUAAAUAACAAAGACGAAAUGAUAACACGCUAACUUAAAUUUAAUGAAAUAGUUUCAAUUAUUCAGCAGCCUCUGGUUCAACACAGAUACAGGAAUCUGAUUUUCAAGUAAAAUAUUCUCUUUAGAAAAGUUCUCUUUUGUCAAGCAACGUGUCUUCUAGAUGAGGAACAAUUGUUUAAAAGUGUCUAACAAUGAUAAUAAAUAUUUAUUAAGUAGAAGAAACUCCGCGCUUCGGUCUGCAUUUCGUUAAAAUCGAAUGGGAUGGUUCUAAACCGAGUUACAACACUUUAAAGUUUCUUAUUUAACAGACACUUUAAUCGUAAUGUGUAAGAACGACCGACAAAAAUAGUAGUAAACAUUGUAGUAUUUCCUGGAUGGAAAACCCUUCAAGUUCUGUAGAAGAGAUACGAGUAUAUCUUUUUUUCCUUUUGAUCGCUGAUUCUGAAUUUGAACUCAAAAUGUAGAAAUUCAAAAUGGCGGACCCAAUAUCGCGGAAUAUAAUACGAAAGUGACUGGUUUUGAAUGAAACUUUAUUCAACAUAGAUUAAUAAAACUAGAAAAUUCCAUGUCCAGAGAUUAAAUAUAGCACACAUGUACUAUCCUUAUUUCCAGUACUAUAAAAAUUCCACUACAUCUUGUGAUUCGGUGCUGGAAUACUAUCAGGAAAGAGCAACGCGUACAGACCGAUGUAUGAUUUUGUAUUUGUUUGAAUGCGUCGACACUGCGAUUAUGUUUUCGUUGAUUUUUCGAUCGAUCGUUGAGAGGUGAAAGCAACUAAACAGUGUGUUCCAAAAUUAAUGUACAUGUGUUUAUAUGUAUAUAAAUUAUAAUUAUUGUUAUACCAUACUACUUAUAUUUAAUUAAACGAACUCGGCGGUGGAGCGUUAGAAGGGGCUGUAUUCCUUGGAAUAUCGACAAGACGUAGAAUUCCGGGAGCGUCGAAGCCGAUGGAGAAAAUAACUUUGCAGUGGUAAUUUAAUCGAUCGACUCACCUAGUCUUGUACAGAAUUUGCGUGCGCAUAGUGAUUAAUUAAGACGAAAGAAGGGGGAAGAAUAGGGAAAUUACACACGCGUUAUCAACAUCGACCAGCGAAACGGAGAAAUGUGUGCCGCUUUUUGUACGCCCAUGAGCAUAGAACUGUAAGGGAACACUUCGUGCAAUUCCUACUCCUCAAUUUUUGUUUGUUUGUCAAUAUGUAACGAAACGACUUAUCGAGACAACUGCCGCCCUUCUAUAUCCGAUGAUACGGAACACAUCAGAUCAAACUACACGAACGGCCGUCAAUUUAUCCUACGAAGCAACGUCGUUGAGACGUACGCUAACCGACAAACGACAAAAUAAUAUUUUACUAAGAAGUUUACGCGCGUUCAAGUACAUCUGGCAACGAAAUUGUAUACAACUCACUCCCUGCCAUGUUAGGAUUUACAUAUAAAAAUCGAUAAAUGUGGUUUUACAUUCAUUUAUUUAAAUCGAAUCAACCGGACGCAUGUAAGCUAUAAUGCGGACUUCAAUGAGCAAAUGUAAGCAAAAUCGCGAAGAUAAAAUUCGCUUAUCGUCAUCCUUCGAGAAACGAAUAGGAUAAAACUUCAGCGUGAUUUAGUUAGUUAACGAACCAUUCAUUGUAACUUCGAUAUCGAGAUUAGGGUACAGGAAAAAUCUUUGUAUCGCCAAAUUGAUUAACGUUCUGCUAAGAUGAAUGCGCAAAGAAAACGAAAGGAAAUCAAUUAAUCGUUGUAAUCUACGCUAAGCGAGACAUUAAUCACUGCUUGAAGUUUGUAACGUUUUACGAAUCAUUAUAGCAAUGCGUUGUAUAAUUUCAAUAAAAUUAUUUAUUAAAAUAAACGAUAAAUAAAAAUAAUAUAAUUUAGUCUAUAAACUAACGUCCGAAAUAGUUUACCCACUAUAAUAAUAAUUAGCCUUCUAGGCUACAGGCAGUGAGAAGUCCACGGUAAUAUUUUCAAAAGGAAGAAGUGAAUAAGUGAGUUUAAUUUAUAAGGGUGCGAAGUGAUAUAACAUGACUAUAACACCUAAUGUACCAAUCUUUCAUUCCUUCGUUUUUUACAUUCAAUUCUUGCUUUACGUUACUUUGCAUUUGUAUAAGUAGUUUCUAAGGGUCAUAUGUCCCUUAUAGCUCGGGUACCUCGGGAUCGCUAAACCCGUACUGUAGCUACCAUAGCUACAGCCCCUGAG